Messenger RNA from Mycetomoellerius zeteki, 1356 nucleotides. RefSeq lists its product as uncharacterized. Bases 1 to 1356 code for a protein of 451 amino acids. Lineage: Eukaryota; Metazoa; Arthropoda; Insecta; Hymenoptera; Formicidae. The transcript has a single exon. The record is from RefSeq and is a predicted model, not a curated record.
AUGACAAUACACAGACGUAAUAAAAUGAGGCACAGCAGUUCUUGGCCCGAUCGAGCACCGCAAAAAGUGAAGGUGCGCGUUGAUCCCUUAUCUCGUGCCUUUACAAUUAUCCCAACGAGCCGCGAGACGGUAUAUCGAUUGGAACAAACUGCACCGCGAUCUAAUUGCCUGGAAGAAGUCAUCCUUCUAGAUCGAUGUGCCCCAGGAGGAGUCACGUCCGUGAUGAUAAAACGAAGAUUAAUCGACGGAAGGCCAUCUAUAAAUAAGAAACCCGCGAAUUUCUCUGAGAAUUCGUCCGAUGUGACUAACGAGACGAAGAUCAUAAAAAAUACCAGUCGAUAUUUCAUGCCGCGCAGUCUUUCUUUAAUCGAGACAACUGCAACUCAUCAAAACUCGGUCAUUGUGUUAGAAGAAAACAUCGUCCGAAAUCCAUUGAAAUGUAAAUCGGACUCGCUCGAAAAGAUUAAUAAUGAAACAAGGACGCGAGAUAUGAAAAGAAACUCCAUCUCGAGAACUACAUCAGAUAUAGACUUUUCAAAGUUGCUUUCGAAAAAUGUGCAUGUCGAGGAAGGAAAGGAAGUAUCCGCACAACUGAAAAAUAAAUCUCCUUCAUUCGCAGAAACGAAUGCUUUUGAUGUCAUAGUAAAUAUUGCAAAUGAAAGUCAACACACAGUGAGCAUCGCGCAAACAAAUCAUUCACAAACGCGAGAAACAGAUGAGAUGAGGAAAAAAUAUCAAACUCUCGUUUCGCCCACAUCCUCAGCGAGACACACAUCUUCGCCACCGCAUAUCAAGGUGGUGGACUAUGACGAUUAUGUGACAUCCAUGUCAUUUUCAUCGAAGAAUGAUCUUCAUGCCUGUCCAAAGUGCACGUCCGAGGGUGUCCUUCGCUCGCAGAUCGAUCCUUUUCGUUCCCCUUCGCAGAACAAGAAAAACGAUGCUACGAACGCGCGUAGCGUUCGAAGCGAUCUGAUCGCACGCGAAAAAAUGGAAAUCGAGAAGCAUCAAAGCAAAGAUACCUGGUACGCGGACCGCCUAAUCGGGGAAGCAAGAAACGUGGAUAAAAAUAGCAAAAAACUGCAGCAACAAAGAAAAAAUUACGAUUUAUCGCCGAUGCGACCGGCAAUGGACUUCAGAAAGGAGGCUACUUUGAGACGGCAUUAUUACCCCGAGGGAGGUUGGGGAUAUGUCAUUGUCACGUGUUCAGUAUUGGUGCAUUUCAUCGGGGUGGGUCUGCAACUCGCCGCGCCCGGAUGCUGGCAUAUAACAGCCGAAUUGCAGUUCCGACAUCCCCCGUUACACAGUGCAGGUAUGAAAUUUGAUAUUCUUAAUGCAUCGGAAAUUAAUUUUAUCUAA